CUGACACGCACUACUCGCCCUCUUUUUUUUUCUUUUCUUCUAUAUACAUAUCUCUUUAUAAUGGCCGCAUCAAGCUCUCAGGGAAUCAACACACUUUUGGAUGCUGAACGUGAAGCCGCCAAGAUUGUCCAAAAGGCCAAGCAGUACCGUGUUCAGUGCCUGAAGGAUGCUCGUUCCCAGGCUACCAAGGAAAUUGAGGAACUCAAGACCCAAAAGGCUGCCGAGUACCAGGCCUUUGUUGCUCAACACUCGGGUCAGUCUGAUGAGACUCUUAAUCAAGUCAACGCCGAGACUGAUGCCAAGAUUACUGAGCUCCAGGCUCUUUACGAGGAACACAAGAGUGAUGCUGUUGAAAAGUUGUUGAAGGCUAUUGUCACAGUCCAGGCUGUUCCCCAUCAGAAUAUCCGUGUUUAAGAAAAAUACGCACAAACAAAAUAUGACCAAAACCCAGAAAAAAUAAUAAUAAUUAAAGGUUGAAAGAAUUGUACACCAUUAAAGAGUAAAUGCCAUCUGGGAUACCCAUUGGGAUACCUAUUUUUAUAAAUAUAUAUAUAUUGUAUAUUUA
Messenger RNA from Phycomyces blakesleeanus NRRL 1555(-), 565 nucleotides. RefSeq lists its product as hypothetical. Gene Ontology annotation, biological process: proton transmembrane transport. The coding region runs from base 61 to 414 and encodes 117 amino acids. The record is from RefSeq and is a predicted model, not a curated record. The transcript is spliced from 4 exons. Gene Ontology annotation, cellular component: vacuolar proton-transporting V-type ATPase complex. Lineage: Eukaryota; Fungi; Mucoromycota; Mucoromycetes; Mucorales; Phycomycetaceae. Gene Ontology annotation, molecular function: proton-transporting ATPase activity, rotational mechanism.